AAAAAUCAGUAAAAGCAUAAAAUAAUUUACAAAAGUAUUAAUUAGGAACAGAUGAUAUAGUACUGUGCUGCUGAUAUAAGUGAGGCCCUGUGAAGCUGGAAGAUAUUUUUGUUGUGGUCCAAAAUUGGCUGAAGCAGACAAAUUAUACUAAAAAGCAGUUUGCUGAUAUAAUCCAUUUGUAUUGGUGUUUGCAACUCAUCAUAGCAAGUGCUCUCUUUGUUUCUAUGCAGAAUAGAAACCAUCAUGUUUCUAGCACAUUAUUCAUUCCUUACUAUCUAAAUACAUUUUCUGCCUUUUUUAUCCUUCAUUUGAGCACAACAGUAUCAGACUUUCACAAGUCAGGAUAUAUUCUUGCACAAGGUUGCCAAAUUAAGCUUCUAGGUAUGGAGAAGCUUCUGAAGCCAUAUGAUAAGGAGUAUAUGAGGAUGGCCAUCUUAAAGCAUGAAGAAACUUUCAAGGAGCAGGUAUAUGAACUUCAUAGGCUGUAUCAUAUGCAGAACAUAUUGAUGAAAAGCUCGGUCGGGAAAAGCAGGCCCAACGGACAGAAACAAGAGAGUUGGAAUUUAAAUUAUCAUCAGAACCAAGAGGCACAAUUUAACCCACAAAGGAAACUAGAUUUAGAACAACCUGCAGCGGCAGGAGCAGAAGAGUUCAUUGCAGACACAGAUGGAGAUGAUGGGGUGCUCGAGAUCAUAGAUGAGAGUGAGAUUGAGUUGACUCUGGGCCCCACCAGAUACAACAACAACAACAGCAACGGAAGGAAGAGAGGAGGAGAGGCAGCAGCACUAACGUUAUCAGAUUCAGCAGGUCCAAGUAGCUUCUCAUCUUCUUGUUCUACAGGAUCAAGCCAUGCAAUAAACAGGAAAAGUAGUUUCUCCGGGAGGACCAAUCAGAGUAGUACACAUGGGCAGCUGCUGCCUGCUGACAUGGCAUCAGGUGGGUACAGAAGAGGUGGAGGGAGUAAAAUCAGCAGCAACAAUGUUAAUGGUGGCGAAGAACAGUUAAGACAGGAUGAGAGGCUAAAACUGCCUCAUUGGCUCUUCCAAGUUUUAAGCUUGAACAUGACUUGAGAUGAUCUGAUAUGAUUUUUAGACCUCUUCUUCUUACUUCUUAACUAAUAUGUGAUUGAUGAUGUUUGGGUGGGCUUCUAAAUAGUUGGUUAAUUUUCUAUUGUGAUGGGUGGAGUUUUUGUAUAAAGAUCAUCAUUUGUCUCCGUUGCUUUAUUUCCAUUUUCAGUUUUAUAAAGAAAUGUAAUGAAUAUAUGAUGAAAUGAAGAUGAGUAGCCACUGAUAGGCGUUACGAGA
Pyrus x bretschneideri (Chinese white pear) is the source of this 1304-nucleotide messenger RNA. RefSeq lists its product as uncharacterized. Lineage: Eukaryota; Viridiplantae; Streptophyta; Magnoliopsida; Rosales; Rosaceae. The record is from RefSeq and is a predicted model, not a curated record. Bases 225 to 1070 code for a protein of 281 amino acids. The transcript has 2 exons.